Messenger RNA from Lepus europaeus (European hare), 3020 nucleotides. It is a transcript of the gene BDKRB1, whose product is annotated as bradykinin receptor B1. The transcript is spliced from 2 exons. Gene Ontology annotation, cellular component: membrane. Bases 286 to 1344 code for a protein of 352 amino acids. The record is from RefSeq and is a predicted model, not a curated record. Gene Ontology annotation, molecular function: bradykinin receptor activity. Lineage: Eukaryota; Metazoa; Chordata; Mammalia; Lagomorpha; Leporidae. Gene Ontology annotation, biological process: G protein-coupled receptor signaling pathway; inflammatory response; response to mechanical stimulus.
GUGUGGCCCAGGCACAGAUCUGGAGCCGGGUGGCGGCUCCCGGAUGCUACGCCAGCCAGGAGGUAAUUUCCUACCGUCCCUGCAGGGCCAAGGGGAGGAGAGCUCCUCCUCUCCCACCCGGCCGGCCCCUCCACAUCAGACUCACUUUUUCAUAGUCGCCCCGUGAGGUCACUGGAGGCGAGGUGGUAUUAUUUAAGGCGGCCACACUCCCACCGGCAGCUCCCACCGCCAGCCAAGGCCAGCCGGAGUCCGGAGCGCCUGCCUGUCCCGGCCGGGUCACUGUGGAUGGCCUCACAGAUCCCCCUGGAGCUCCAGCCCUCCAACCAGAGCCAGCUCGCCCCUCCUAAUGCCACAUCCUGCAUCGGCGCCCUGGACGCCUGGGACCUGCUGCACAGGCUGCUGCCCACGUUCAUCAUCGCCGUCUUCACCCUCGGCCUCCUGGGAAACUCUUUUGUCCUGUCCGUCUUCCUCCUGGCCCGGCGGCGACUGAGUGUGGCAGAAAUCUACCUGGCCAACCUCGCCGCUUCUGACCUGGUGUUUGUCCUGGGCUUGCCCUUCUGGGCAGAGAAUGUGCGGAACCAGUUCGACUGGCCCUUCGGGGCCGCCCUCUGCCGCGUCGUGAACGGGGUCAUCAAGGCCAACCUGUUCAUUAGCAUCUUCCUGGUGGUGGCCAUCAGCCAGGACCGCUACAGCGUGCUGGUGCACCCCAUGGCCAGCCGGAGGGGGCGGCGGCGGCGGCGGGCUCAGGCCACCUGCGCGCUCAUCUGGCUCGCGGGGGGCCUCCUGAGUACCCCCACCUUCGUGCUGCGCUCCGUCAGAGCCGUCCCGGAGCUCAACGUCUCCGCCUGCAUCCUGCUGCUCCCGCACGAGGCCUGGCACUGGCUGAGGAUGGUGGAGCUGAACCUGCUGGGCUUCCUCCUCCCGCUGGCCGCCAUCCUGUUCUUCAACUACCACAUCCUGGCCUCCCUGCGGAGGCGGGGGGAGCUCGUCCCCACGCGGUGCGGGGGCCCCAGGGACGGCAAGAGCACGGCGCUCAUCCUCACUCUCGUGGCUGCCUUCCUGGUCUGCUGGGCCCCCUACCACUUCUUCGCGUUCCUGGAGUGCCUGUGGCAGGUGCACGCCGUCGGGGGCUGCUUCUGGGAGGAGCUCACCGACCUGGGCCUGCAGCUGUCCAACUUCUUCGCUUUCGUCAACAGCUGCCUCAACCCGGUGAUUUAUGUGUUUGUGGGCCGGCUCUUCAGGACCAAGGUCUGGGAACUCUAUCAACAAUGCAGCCCCAGGAGUCUCGCGCCCGUGUCCUCGUCCCGUAGGAAAGAAAUGCUCUGGGGUUUCUGGCGGAAUUAAAGCAGCUUGGACCCAAGGGGCUCGGCUUUCUCGUCCAUCCUUUCUGAUGUGGUAAAUGUGGUUGUGGGAGGGCUGAGCGCCGGUCUGCACGGACGCCCAGGUCCUGGCCCUGGGACCCUUGCUACUGGGGUCAGGUGGAGGAUCCUGGGUUCUCACAGCGAUCCUUGGAAGGGGGUCGGGGUCGCAGGAGGCGACAUGACCACACAGCCCGAGGCCGAGGAGGCGGCCACGGUCCCGUGGCCUCUGGACACUGGAGAAGUUAUGGACUCCAUUCUUCCUCACACCCCCGGAGGAGCCAGCCCUGCCUCCCCACCCCUGGCCUUACCCAUCAAAUGGGUUUUUCCUUCCCAGCCUGGGGAGUGGUCAGAGAAUCAGCGGUUGUAAACCUCUGAGCUUGCGGCAUCCGUCACAGCAGCUACAGGCAAGCAGGGGCAGCGCCCGGGGAAGACGUCUCUACGUUUCCUUCUGCGCGCUCCACCGGCUCCGGUCUGGGCCGAUUGCCAGAGACCAGAGCAGACCUGGCUGGAGCGUCCAUCCACAGGGACCCGAGACCACUCCAUUGCAGGAGGGCAGGGGGAUCCCAGGGCUGGAUCUGUGACUCAGCUUAUCUGGGACACGGUCAGGAAGGGAGCCACCUGGCAGCUGAGUCCCAGCACAGCGCGGCAUCCGCAGGCCCGGAGCAGGGCGGGAAGGGCCGGGUCGCGCCGCAGAGAUGCAGCGGCAGGAGCGCGGGGGCUGCUCCAGGGGGCUGCAUCGGCACUCCUGCUGUUCUCACGAGCCCAGCGCUGAGCCUGCCCAGGGACCUGCCUGCCAGGAGCUCACAGCAAAGGGACAACAAUUAGGAGAGUGUCCUUCAGCCCGGUGACCGCCACCAUCAGAUCCCAAAGAGCUCAGAGAAGGACCCCAGCCUGGGUGUCCCCAGGAAGAAGCGUAGAUGCUGAAACCCAAAAAGCAAGCAGUUGGCCAAGCCGAACAGGGAAAGGGGUGUUCUAGACCCAGAGACGGGCAGGGACGAGGGGAGGGACCAGACUCUAAGACACCCAGGCAGUGGGCCGGGAGGGGGCACCGCAGCCCUGGGGAUGCAUGGGAGGGACUGGGCCCUCUGGAACAGCACGGUGACUCCGGCCACUUGGGCCUGGGAAAGAGGCCACUGUCGCUGGAGCCCGGCAGUGUGCACCCUGGGGGCUCCCUGAGAGCAGACGGUGGUGCAGAUGGCCAGGAUUUGGGUCAGCAGACAAGAUUCAGCUGCACACAUGUAACUCGGGCAACGUGGUGUCUGUACACUGCUCUUACAGGGCGGCCGCUCAGAGCGGUGGUUCAGAGAGGAGAGGCAGAGAGGGAGAAAGGUCUCCCAUCUGCUGGUUCACUCCCCAAACAGCUGCAACGGCUGGAGCUGGAUAGAUCUGAAGCCAGGAGCCAGUAGCUUCUUCUGGGUCUCCCACACAGGUGCAGGGGCCCAACCACUUGGGCCAUCUUCUAGUGCUCUCCCAGGCCAUAGAGGAGAGCUGGAUCAGAAAUAGAGCAGCCGGGACUCGAACAGGCACCCAAAUGGGAUGCCCGCACUGCAGGCGGCAGCUUUACCCGCUAUGCCGCAGUGCUGGCUCUAAUAAAAUAAAUCUUAAAAAAAAAAAAAAAAAAAAGAAUCCCCACUGCGGGGGGGGGGGGGAGGAAGGCGU